Molecule: messenger RNA, 6011 nt
Organism: Drosophila kikkawai
Lineage: Eukaryota; Metazoa; Arthropoda; Insecta; Diptera; Drosophilidae
Gene: Crtc
Product: CREB-regulated transcription coactivator
Biological process (GO): positive regulation of transcription by RNA polymerase II; protein homotetramerization
Cellular component (GO): cytoplasm; nucleus
Molecular function (GO): cAMP response element binding protein binding
Source: RefSeq, a predicted model, not a curated record
AUUCGAUAUUGCAUUUGAUCGAGUAGUGUCACUGAAAUCGAGUAUUAUUUUUAUUUAUCAUUUCUGUGUGCAAAAGUGGAAAAAUAACAAAACAAACGUGCAAAAAACCGUGAAAAACGCAAAGCGCAAUUCGGGGACGAAACACGCGACAAAGGCAAGCUUGCGCUAAACGCGGGCAACGUAACAGAAACGUGAAAAGAAAAACGCCAGCAGCAGUACGUCGAAGAUGAGCGAAGAAGAAGAAGGACGGCAGCAGCAGAAGCAGAAGCAAUAAUAGAAAUAACUAAAAAACGCGAAAACGAUAAUAAUAAUAAUAAAAGAAGUGUAAAAAACUGUAAAAUCUCCCAAUCUCUGUGGCUCCCCCCGCACGCCCGCCCGCGUGCCUAUUUGUGUGCCUGUGUGUGUGUGCUUAUAAGAAUUCUGCUGCCUCUCUGCGGCUGUGUGCCUGCGAGUGUGUUGGUGAGUGUGAAAAACAAAAGCCAAAAAAUCGGAGCAAAGAAUAUAUAGAAAUCAAGGAAAUGCAAUAUAGAAACGGCCGCCCCAGCCACCCCAGCCCCAGCCGCCGCCGCUGCUGUUGCUGCUGCUGCGUGCUGUAAUCCCAAUUGGGAGCCGUGUGUGUGUGUAUUUGCGACUGUGUGUGUGCGUGUGAAAAAGAGGUCAAAGGCGCAACAAAAGUUUUUCACUUCAUGCGGUAACCACACAAAAAAAAAAGUUUAGAAUAAAAAAUAAAAAACAACGUCGCAGUUCUGCGUUAAAACAAUAAACCUGUCCCUGCCCGAGUGUGCGUGCGCGUGUGCAGGUGUGUGCGUGUGUUUGUGUCGGUGUGUAAGAGCGAGCAAACAACAACAGAAAGAAAAAAAAAACAUCAGUUGUUAAAAUAAUUUCGGAUUUAAUCACACAACUGCCGCCGACUCAAAAUCAAAAUCUGGUUUUAUCAGGCGACGCAAAAAACGCAAAAGGCAAGCGGCAACCAACAACAGCAACAAAAAAGCGCCAAAAAAUUAAAUUCUUCUAUACGAGAUUUUAAUCAAGCAAGCCGAGAGCGGGAGCAACAUUCAGAGAGAGAGUGAGAGAGCAAAGGAAUUUUUGUUCUUCCUCCUGCAGACACAACACAUCCUCCACAAUGGCCAAUCCGCGCAAGUUCAGUGAAAAGAUUGCGCUGCAAAAGCAGAAGCAGGCGGAGGGCACUGCGGAAUUCGAGCGGAUCAUGAAGGAAGUAUAUGCCACAAAGAGAGACGAACCGCCGGCUAACCAGAAGAUCCUAGAGUGUCUGGGUGGCGGUCAGGAGGUGAGCCAAGCCUCGCCAGGAGCGGGCAACGGUUCAGGCGGCGGUGGCGGCAGUGGGUCUGGCAGCGGAGCCAGUGGAGGCGGUGCCUCGCCAGAUGGCGUAGCAGGCGGUGGUGGUGGUUCCCCAACCGCCUAUCGCGAGUCCCGUGGACGCAGCGUGGGUGUGGGACCCAUGAGGAGACCCUCAGAGCGCAAACAAGAUCGCUCGCCGUAUGGCAACAGCAGCACGCAGCAGACUUUGGACAAUGGCCAACCCAAUCCGCAUCUUCUUGGACCGCCCACAGCGGACAGCUUGUGGCGUCGCUCCAGCUCAGACUCGGCCCUGCAUCAAAGCGUGGCGGAGGCGGGCUUCAACACGGACUACUACCAGCAGCAACAGCAGCAGCAUCAGCAGCCGGUCCAGCAACGAUCUCACUCGCCGCACCAUGCGAUAGGCAGGAGCUUUAGUCCGCAGGCGCAGCGCAGGAAGUCACCGCUGCUUCAGCCACAUCAGUUGCAGUUGCAGCAGCUCCAGCAACAGCAACAACAGAUGCAGCAGCAGCAUCAGCUGCACCAGCAACUCCAAAUGCAGCAGCAGCAACAGCACCAACAGCAGCAGCAGCUGCAACAACACCAGCAGCAACAGCAACAACAGCAGCAGCAGCACACAACGUCAUACAAUAACGCCAAAUUCCCAAACUCGCUGUUCCGACCGCUGCAGGAUCAGGCUAGUUAUGCCAAUACCGGCUCCCUGCCCGAUCUCACAGCGCUGCAGAAUUAUGCACCACAACAGCAGCAACAGCAACCUCAGCAACAACAACAACAGCAGCAGCAACAACAGCAAUUGCAGCAAACUCUAUCGCCCGUCAUGUCACCGCACAAUCAUCGUCGCGAAAGGGAUCAAUCGCCCAGUCCGUUUAGUCCGGCGGGGGGAGGAGGAGCCGGUCCCGGGUCACCUUAUCACCAGCAGCAGCACUCGCCCACCAGCAACACACAACAGCAGCAGCAGCAACCCAGCAGUUCGCCGCACCUGUCCUUUACCAAUCUGGCCACUACGCAGGCGGCGGGCUCCACAUUUAACCCGCUGCCCACAUUGGGACCGCACAAUGCCACCGAUUACCGCCAGCCACCGAAUCCGCCUAGUCCGCGUUCCUCGCCCGGCCUGCUUAGCAGUGUCUCGGCCACGGAUCUGCACUCGAGUGCUCCGGCUAGUCCAAUACGCCAGCAGCAACAGCAACAGGCACAACAACAGCAGCAGCAACAGGCACAGCAGCAGCAGCAGGCGCACCAGUUCGAUGCCUCCUACAACAGUCUGAAUACCUCGUUUCACAAUCAGUUUGAGAUCUUCUCGCUGGGCGAUAGCAAUUCCUCUCCCGAGCAGCAGGGCUUUGCCAAUAACUAUGUGGCCCUGGACUUUGAUGAGCUGAGUGGCGCCGAUGGAAACGGUGGCUCUGGUAGCAAUGGCGGUGGUGGCCUGACCAACGGUUACAACAACAAGCAACAGGAGCUGCUGGACUUUGGCGAGCUGAGCGGCAGUCCAGAAGCGAGUGGGAACAACAAUAAUAUGCGACGCGGUCAGGUGAGCAACCUGAACAACAACGGGCUGAGCAACGGCGUGGUGGGAUCGACGCACAAUGGCAGCACAAAUCUGAAUGGAGCGGGGAACAAUAAUAGUAGCAGUAGUGGUGGUGGUGCGAACUCGGGUGGCGGUGAUCCUUUGGGUAUCACAGCAUCGCCUAUUCCCUCACCUUUAGGAUGUCCCAGUUCACCGCUGCCUAUACCCAUGUCGGCACAAGGAUCGCCGCAACAGCAACAUCAUCAUCACCAGCAGCAGCACCACCAGCAUCAUCAUCAUCAUCAGCAGCAGCAACAACAACAGCAGCUUCAUCAGCAGCAGCAAUUAUCCUUAUCACUGCAUCAUUCUCCGCAUCAUUCGCCCAUGCAUUCGCCGCACCAUGGGAACUCGCCGCUCUCGAGCAGCUCGCCAGUGAGUCACAAUGCCUGCUCCAACUCCAACAAUGUGGUGAUGAACCACCAUCAACAGCAGCAGCAACAACUCCACCAUCAUCAUCAGGGAUCCUCGCAGAGUCACACGCCGACCACAGCGAAUAUACCCUCGAUUAUCUUUAGUGAUUACUCCUCCAAUGCGGACUUUUCGCGUGAAAUCUUCGAUAACCUGGACCUGGAUCUGGGCCAAAUGGAUGUGGCCGGUCUGCAGAUGCUCUCCGACCAGAAUCCCAUUAUGAUUGCUGAUCCCAAUAUCGAGGAUAGUUUUCGACGCGACCUCAACUGAUACUAUGAGGAGGCUGUUGCGGCCAUUGAGAGCGGUGUGCUGCUGGAGGAUACCUACCAGGAGCUGCUAGGAUCGGAUGACCAACCGGCAACAGUUGAGGCAGCGGCAGCAACAACAGUUGAAGCGGCAGCAGAGGCAGCAGCAACAGUUAGCGACAAGGACAAGAAGGAGCUGGAAGUGGUGGAGCUGCUGGUGUCUGGGGUAAUGGAUGACCUGGUCGACUCCAGUGACCUAGACGAAGAGGUGCGCAACUUCUUCUUUUAGGUGAGAUUUCCAUUUUUAAGUUAGCGGAAGCCAAAAUGGGACCCUAAAUGAUUCAUUCAGCUUAAUGUCCAGAAAUUAAAAUCGAAAGCUAAAGUUCACUUCCGCAAAAUCAUGCUGAAAAUGAAAGUUAAAACACAGGCCCCCCGUAUAUUGUUAUCUCGUUAUCGUCCGUGCUUUCGUAGCUAGCUCUUACAAAAAAACAAAAAAAAACCAAGAAAAAUAUAAAAAAAGCAAAAAACAUUUGUUAACCCCUAAGUGUACUUGAGUGUCUUUUUACACCCUCUUUCCUCCUUACAAAAAAAAGUAAAAAAAGAAAUCCCUAAAGCACCCCCUGAACGAAAGCGAAAAACUUUUUACAGCGAGUCUCAGAUUUUACUUAACUACGCACAUAAGUCACCAUACAAUUUUACACACAUAUUUAAGAUCUAAUUUCUGUAUAUAAAAAAGAAAACAAAUAAUAUUUAAAGGGGAAAAAGAGAGCGAUAGAAAGAAUUGAAACCAAAAAGUGUCUUAGACCAACGACCAAAAUUAUAUUCUCUAUACAAAAAAACAGAAAACCGAGAAUAGAGAAACGCCAUUGAGCCAUAGAAUCCCUGGGAAAUAAUAUGCCAUCUAUCUCUAGGUCACAGACCCCAAUUUCGGUUCGUUUGUUUUAGUUUUUCUUUUUCUUUUCGAUCCUGAAAAAUAUAGCUAGCUAAUUAUUAAAACAAGUCGCCCUUUACCUUACUUCUAAAUAUACAUAUAUAAUCCCAAUGUGCCGUCGAAGCAAUUACUAGUGUUUAAGAUAAACCGAUAUCGAAACCGAUCCCCUCAGUGUAAAGUGCUGUCAAAGUCUUCAGAGAACCCACACACAUUUCGAAUACAAAAAGCGAUAGAUAGAUGAAUGUACAGAUUCGAGACAACACCCUUAUUCUUCAACAUAAACGCAGUAUCACAAAUUAAACGAGUAUAUAACCAUAUAUAGCUAAAGAUAUAUAUAGUGGAUAGUCCAGGCACAAGUGCAGCUCAACUGCUGCUCCGACAAAUUUUACGAAACAAGAAUCAAAAUCGAACUCAAAAGCAAAACAAAAAAACUUGAUAAAACUAAAGGAAUUUUUCUACAAAAUCUUUAACACAAUAGUAGAUAGGUUUUUUCCAAAACAAAUCGAAAUCGAACUCCUUUUCCAAACACCUAACUAUCGAAGAACCACACUAUAAAUACCGCCAGAAACCUACUUAAAUCCUUUUUUAUUUCCAAAAUCUUUUUUUAUUAAACUAAAAGUAACAAAAUAAACAUAAGAGAGUCAAAUCAAAGAAAGCUUUAUGGCCAGCAACCAACAAUAAGGAGAAUGGAAAUAGCUAGGAUAAGGCGAUCCUGAGAACCUGAACCCGAAACCCUUGAUAUAAUACUUACUGUUUAUAAAUAAUACGAAGACCCACAACCACACACAAAUCAUUGAGUCUAAAUCUACUUAAUAAAUGUAACAACAACAAAAUGGGAAGAGAAAAAUUAACAAUACUUAAAUUUAAAAGAAUGCUUUAAAAGUGCAAAGUGAAAAUAAUGUUUUAUUUAAUUCGAGAACUUAUACAUAUUAUAUUACAAGAUAAAUGGUUAAUAUUAGUAACGAAGCAUGUUUUUGCUAAUAAAGCCUCCGCCCCCCCACUCCCCUCCCAACAAAACGAUUUCCUUUUUUUAAUUAUCGAUGUAACUCUAGUUAUAAACUAAACUUAAAGUGAGAGACGAGGUAAAAACAACGCGAAAACUUUACAAGCGACACAAAAAAUAUAUAAAAACGACGAAAAAAAAAUAUAUAUAAAAUAUAAAUGUAAUUUAAAGAUGUAAUUUAUGUGGGAAACGCGCAAAAUAUAUAUAUACAUUUGUCUCUGCUGUUUUGUGUUAAAAUCUACACGUAAAUAAAACAAAAAAAAAGAACUUGAAGAAUUAUAAUAAUACUAGUUAAGUGAGAGAGAAAUGCUAAUUAUAAAUUAUACUAUUAUUAUUAUAUACGAUAUAUGAAGUAAGUAAUUGUGUAUGUAAUAUAUAAUUACAUUUAUAUAAAAAAAAAACCAAUACCGGUUCAUCAACAACAGCAGAAAAAACCGCGUGAGAAAUUAAGAAAACCCGAGGAGAAUAAGCCAUAAGAUUAUAUUCAAUGUAAUAACACAGUUAUUUGUUUCAAAUAAAUCUUAAAUUUGAUUUUAAAGUCCA